AUUCCAACGCUCUGAGAGGGCAAUAUGGUCUUGAUGUUGGUUUCUCUGCUCAUUUUGGCUUUCGAAUCGCACUUUGCUUCUGUUGGAGUCCGGGCUCCGCCAACACCUAAACAUAGUCAAACUCAUCAACUUCCACCAAUUGCACUAGAGACAGCAGAAGCUCACCUCCACUACCAGCAGCAGAAGGAAUUGCUGCAGGAGCAGGAGCAGCAAAAGUACUCUCAGCAGCCCCCCUACACUCCCCCUAUCAACCGCAAGACUAGAGGUCUAGUGCAAAACAUUGACCAACUUUACUCUGGAGGAGGCAAAGUGGGAUAUCUCUUAUAUGCGGCGGGCAAGAAAUUUCUUUUGGAUUUGGAACAAGAUGGAUCAGCGGACUUCCCAGAGCUUCUGUAUCCUGUUUUUGACCAGAGCAGUCAUCAGGGGACAUUGCCUCCAUCUCAGCGCCGCCGGGAUCACUGCUUCUACCGAGGCACCGUGGAUGGGAGCACUAGCUCCCUGGCCCUCUUUAACCUCUGUGGGGGGAUGAAGGGCUUCUUCGCUAUUAAACAUACUCGUUACACCAUAAAGCCGUUGUGGCUGGGGACAAGGGAGGCUGAAGAGGGGCGGCUGUUUGCAGACCGGUCUCUCCGGGUGCUGCACGUUUUCAUUAAAGAGAGCUUCAGUUUCAAAACGCUGAAGCUUCGCAGCAGCUGCGAGACCACUAGCUCUCCCAGGACAAACCACAGACAAGGAGAAGCACUCCCUACUCAGGCUCACCAAACGUCCCAGAUCAUGCCAUCUCCGCAGCCCUUUGCAGCACCGGCUCCCGAACCACUGACGGGGUGGCGACGUCAGCGGCGCUCCAUCUCCAGGGCCAGGCAGGUGGAGCUGUUGCUCGUGGCGGAUGUGUCCAUGGCCAAGAAGUAUGGCCGGGACUUACAGCAUUACCUGUUGACUUUGGCUUCCAUCGCUUCGCGGCUUUACAGUCACCCAAGCAUCGAGAACCACAUCCGUCUAGCGGUGGUGAAGGUAGUGGUGCUGGAUGACAAGGAGAAAGGGCUGGAGAUAAACAAGAACGCAGCCACUACUCUCAAGAACUUCUGCAAGUGGCAACACCAACACAACCAGUUGGGAGAUGAUCAUGAGGAGCAUUAUGAUGCAGCUAUCCUGUUUACUCGGGAGGAUUUAUGUGGACAUCAUUCAUGUGAUACUCUUGGAAUGGCAGAUGUUGGGACCAUAUGUUCUCCUGAGCGCAGCUGUGCAGUGAUUGAGGAUGAUGGUCUCCAUGCAGCUUUUACAGUUGCUCAUGAAAUUGGACACCUACUUGGACUGUCUCAUGAUGAUUCUAAAUUUUGUGAAGACAACUAUGGCUCCAUGGAAGAUAAACGCUUAAUGUCUUCCAUCCUAACUAGCAUUGAUGCUUCCAAACCCUGGUCCAAAUGUACAUCAGCAACCAUUACGGAAUUCCUGGAUGAUGGUCAUGGUAACUGUUUGCUGGACUUACCAAGAAAGCAGAUCCUGGGCCCUGAAGAGCUCCCAGGACAGACAUAUGAUGCUAUCCAUCAAUGCAAGCUGGCAUUUGGGCCUGAGUACACAGUAUGUCCUGGCAUGGAUGUCUGUGUUCGCCUGUGGUGUGCAGUUGUUCGACAGGGCCAAAUGGUGUGUCUGACCAAGAAGCUGCCAGCUGUGGAAGGGACGCCAUGUGGGAAAAGCAGGAUUUGCCUUCAGGGCAAGUGCGUCGACAAAACCAAGAAAAAAUAUUAUUUGACGUCAAACCAUGGCAACUGGGGUUCCUGGGGUUCCUGGGGCCAAUGUUCCCGUUCAUGCGGGGGAGGAGUUCAGUUUGCUUUUCGCCAUUGUAAUAAUCCACCACCUAGAAACAAUGGACGAUACUGCACUGGAAAGAGAGCCAUCUACCGCUCCUGUAGUGUCACAGCGUGUCCAACGUACGCUAAAGCCUUUCGUCAGGAACAAUGUGAAGCUAAAAAUGGAUUUCAAUCAGAUAUAAAAGGGAUCAAGACAUUUGUGGAGUGGGUGCCCAAAUAUGCAGGAGUUCUGCCCGCAGAUGUGUGCAAGCUGACCUGUAGAGCCAAAGGAACAGGCUACUAUGUGGUAUUUUCCCCAAAGGUGAAGGAUGGAACCGAAUGUAGACCAUACAGUAAUUCAAUCUGUGUUCAAGGGAAAUGUGUAAGAACUGGUUGUGACAACAUUAUUGGUUCAAAGCUCCAAUAUGAUAAGUGUGGUGUAUGCGGAGGAGAUAAUUCCAGCUGUACAAAGGUCAUGGGAACAUUUACUAAAAAAAGUAAGGGUUACACAGAUGUAGUGAGGAUACCUGAAGGUGCCACUCACAUCAAAGUCCGACAAUUCAAGGCAAAAGACCAGAACAGAUUUACUGCUUACUUAGCCCUGAAAAAGAAAAAUGGUGAGUACUUGAUCAAUGGAAAGUAUAUGAUAUCUACGUCAGAGACUAUUAUUGAUAUCAAUGGGACUGUCAUGAACUAUAGUGGUUGGAGCCACAAGGAUGACUUCUUACAUGGGAUGGGACAUUCAGCUACAAAAGAGAUUCUUAUAGUUCAGAUUCUUGCAACAGACCCAAGCAAAACAGUAGAUGUCCGCUAUAGCUUCUUCGUUCCCAAAAAGUCAACAUCCAAAUCAAACUCAGUCAGUCAUCAUGGAAGCAAUAAAAUGGGAUCACAGACCUCACAGCUACAGUGGGUUACAGGCCCAUGGCUUUCCUGCUCUAGAACAUGUGACACAGGCUGGCAUACCAGGACUGUGCAAUGCCAGGAUGGACACAAAAAAUUAGCAAAAGGAUGUCUACUGUCACAGAGACCCUCAGCAUUCAAGCAGUGUUUUCUAAAGAAAUGCUAGCACAUGGUUAUGAUUUUGUUUAGAAAAAUAAUUGAGCAAGACACCACUGGCGUACCUUGGGUGGAAAAAUCUAAACUUCGUUGUAAUUACUUUCAUGAUUCAAAUUAUGAGCAGAAUCUGCUUUUCAAACCCUGGAAUAUGACAAAGGAAGCCUUGAAAAUUAAGUCUUCUGGGCCUAAAAGGAAUAGCAAAAUGAAUGAAUGUAAGCUCAUAAGGUAUUUGAAGAGUACAAACCUAUUUCCUCUUUAUCACCUACCUCUUAAAAAUGCCUUUGAAGACAUCAUAAUAAUUUUCAAUCAUGAUUUAUUUUUGCUGUUUGUAAAUAUAUAAUUUUUAUAUAACUUGAUUCUAUUAAAAAUAAUUCAUUCUAUACAUAAAGUGAUUGACCAAAGUAGGUCUGCAGCUGUUUUCAGUUUCACCCAUUUUCCAGAAAGAGCUGUGGAUAUUUUACUGGAAAAUAUAAGCUUGUUGUUGAUAGUAGACAAUAUAUUUUUUAAAAGACUAACACCAUGACAAAAUGUAAUUUUAAAAAUUCUUGAGCAGAGAUUAUCAGAAUACUUAUAAACAUAUAUAGAGGCUCUCUGAUAUAUUAGUACCUGUAUUUUUCAGGUUGCCAGCCAAAUUGAUUAGAACAUAUUUUGUACGUAUGUAUGUGUAUAGAAUUUGGAUUUUUUAAGACAUCAGUGGGGGGGGCGUGCAGAAAUUUAGUAUUUACAAAAAAAAUCAAAUAUUUUAUAAUAUUGUCAACUAUAUAUUCUUGACUGUUUUCUUCCUGUGGUUUGCAAGUGAAAUUUAAAGUUUCAUGUGCCUAAAAAUAGCUAUUGGAGAGGCUAUAUUUUCCUUAAUAAGGAAAGAUACCCAACAAAUUGUAUUGUAUCUCUACUUAAAACUUUAUAUCCUAGAAUCCUCCCUCUUACCAGAAAAUAUGUAAUGUGCUGUUUGUCUAUCUUGUUUUGUUAAAAACUAUAUCAUAUAAGGAAUUAGUGUUUUGAUUACCUUAAAUAUUCGGUUUUACUAAAAAUAUUGUGUCACUCAGAAAUUAACCACAUCCAGAUGUGGUUGCCAUCAAUGUCAGUAAGAGUUUUUCCAUGUAGAAGUUAAUAAUUUAUUUUUUUAAAAGAGAAAAAUAAUUGGUAUAUCAAACAUACUUCACAUACUAAAGACUUCUUUCCCAAAUGAAAAGCAUAUUAUUUUAGUAGUAUUACGCUAGAAAAAAAAACUAUUAUAUUAACCAUAAACAUGCAGGCUUCUCUCCUCUUCCAAAUUUUUGUUACAUGAGUUUAAAGUCUGAAAACAUGUAGGCCUUUACAAUUUUUAGACUACUAAUGCCAUUUAGACCAUAUUGUAAUUUUUAAAAGAGAAACACAUAGAGUUAAACUUGGAGAAAUUUCAGAGUGUCCUUUUAUCUUAGUUUCAUAAUAGUCAUAACCACAUAUAUUUGAUGUUAUUGUACUGGUAGACAUGACAUAUCUUAUGGAGGCAUGGAUUUUUAUGUAUUAUGUUUUCAUAAAGCAAAGAAUGCUUAUAAUCCAUUGAUUUAAAUGGUUAUUUAGAAGUAUUUAACUUUAGAGAUACUCAAUAUUUGGCAGAAGAAAAAAUUAUUUGAUUUAAGUCAUUCAACUCAUACCAAUCCAGCUGACAGAUUUCCUGACACAGACUGUGAUGGCUGUGUUUAAAUUCUGUGUUUUAAUUUAUGUCUUUUCACUGAACAGUCUUUCUGUAUAUUCCAACUGCCUAGAGUGUAUUACUUCAUUUGCAUUGUAUUUUAGCAUAACACCAGCUUUAUUAUCCUGGCAGUCUCAGAGACCAACCGAUAUAAUGUCCAAAGUAUUUAUUCAGACCAUUUUUCUUGAUUUCUCUCUUAUGUGAUAUAACCUCUUCACAUGAUCAAAACACAUUGUACAUGUUUCCAUAAAAGAAAAUCAGUUGAAGUUGUUUACUUGUAUCACCAAAACUCAUAUUUAAGCUAAUUGUUUGGAUACUUUGUAGAUAUAUCCUCAAUUCAUAAUUUUGCACCAUUUGAUUGUGAUCAUGCUGAAGAUGGAUAUUGAGUUCAUCAUUGCAGACAAAUGGGAGGAUAUAAAUGAGGUGACCUCUUCCAAUUCUCAACUUGUGAUCCUAUAAAUGUGCCUGAAAAAUUCUAGGGUCCUAGAAGCACAGGGCUGCCUCUUCCUAACAAAUCUGAGUUGAGUCAAACAUCAUUGCACGCAUUCCUUUUUCUCUGUGAUGGAGCCAUAAAAUAUUGUAGAUAUAAAAAAUCAGUGGUGCUUUUCAUUUUCUUUCUGAGGAAAAUACUCCUCUUGAAUAUUAAUCUACAGUGUUAGUAUUUAUUACUCAAAUGACAUAGAGUUGACCUCAAACCACUAUAUCUAACAGCUCUAUGUAAAGGACCCUCUUUCUUUUGCCCAAGCAGUAUCUGCUGCUCUCACUGACGGAUAAGGGUAGAAUGACUCCAAGAAUGUAUGUACAAAGGAUGGAAUGACUAAGACGGGAUAAUGCAGUUCAGAGAAAUGGACACUUCCAUAUCUCUAAAGAAUAAAGACUGUGUACUAGGGGAAAAUCUUCAAAGGUCCCUUUCAACUCUAGAUCUAUGGUCCUAUAGACUAUUUUUCUGCUUGAAAGUGGGAGGCAGCAUGGUGCAUUGGAAAAGUGCUGGUUUUGGAGUCAGAGAACCUGAGUUCAAAUCCCUUCUUUGCUAGUUACAAUUUUUAAAAAAAAUCUCUAUGUCUUGGUAUCAUAAUCUGUAAAAUGGGAGGGUUUACAGGAGAUGACUUUUAAGGCAUCUUCCAAUUCUGAUCCUGUGAUCCUAUAAACAUGCUUAUUUUCAUUAUGCCUGAAAAAUCCUAAAGUCCUUAAAGCUCAGGGCUGCUUCCUCCUAACAAAUUUGAGUUGAAUUGGAAUGCUCAGGUUUGAUGACAAUGAAAUUUCACCCACAAAAGUUAGUAACUCCUGGAAUUUCUUUCCUUAUGAAGAAAAAAGGAUGAAAGAAAAUAGCUUCUUUUUCUGAUUACACGAUUUAAUUUUGCCUCCAUGUUUAAAAGUACUUGAUAGGACAGUCUUAUGGAUUUGGCAAAUUCAAGCCUUUUUACCCUUCUAGCUAAAUAAUUUUAUCCCAUUUUAGAAAAAAGAAUUCAAUCACAAAGAUAAAAAAGAAAUAUUGCACUGAGAAAGAAUUUACUGUUUUUGUACCUGGUAUGUGAACU
Messenger RNA from Vombatus ursinus (common wombat), 6056 nucleotides. RefSeq names its product ADAM metallopeptidase with thrombospondin type 1 motif 5 (gene ADAMTS5). The record is from RefSeq and is a predicted model, not a curated record. NCBI's taxonomy places the organism in Eukaryota, Metazoa, Chordata, Mammalia, Diprotodontia, Vombatidae. Gene Ontology annotation, molecular function: zinc ion binding; metalloendopeptidase activity. Gene Ontology annotation, biological process: extracellular matrix organization; proteolysis. The coding region runs from base 25 to 2853 and encodes 942 amino acids. The transcript is spliced from 8 exons.